ACAUCCGGACACUCCCUCCUCGUGUGGGAGCGUCAGGGGGGGAGCAGGGAGGAGGACACAGAGAGUAAAAGAGAAGGACUCCAGGACUGACAGAAAUCCGAAGACAGGACGGGAGGGACUCCUAUUCUCACGAGCUCUUCAUCACAGGACACUCCACAACUCCUGGAGAACGCAGCAUCGCCAAAUACUCCAAUUCUGAAUUUGUCCAGUAAAGCCCAGAGGAGCAGCAGCAUGUUUUACUUCCACUGUCCUCCUCAGCUGGAGGGCGAGUGCUGCAGGACAAACUCAUUGAACACGAACGGCUUUGGGAAUCACUCCUCUGGAGACUUCGAUGAUGGUUUUCUUCGGAGGAAACAGCGGAGGAACAGAACCACCUUCACUUUACAGCAGCUGGAAGCUCUGGAAGCCGUGUUCGCCCAAACUCACUAUCCGGAUGUGUUUACAAGAGAAGAGCUAGCUAUGAAAAUCAACCUGACGGAGGCCCGGGUCCAGGUGUGGUUUCAGAACCGAAGAGCAAAGUGGAGGAAAACAGAACGAGGCAGCUCAGAUCAGGAGGGCGGUAAGGAGCAGAUGAGUGAAGGGACUGCUCCUGCUAGAAACCUCAGCCAGUCCCCUGUGGAUCAAAGCAGAAACAAAAAAGAACCUCUGGAAGCACAACAAAAUAUUAACAGGGCGGUUGGUCCUGGAGGGCCUUUUUUCCCAUCCUGUUUGCCUGGGACUCUUCUGAACACUGCCACAUAUGCCCAAGCUUUGUCACAAGUGGCAACUUUAAAAGCAGGAAGCCCUCUGUGCUCUUGCUGUGUGCCGGACCCAAUGGGCCUGUCCUUCUUGCCUCCUUAUGGGUGCCAGAGUAACCGGACGGCCAGUGUGGCAGCGCUGCGCAUGAAGGCCAGGGAACACUCUGAGGCUUUGCUGCAGUCAGCUAACCUGCAUGUGGCAGGAGCAGCUGGCCUGGGUCAAAGCCCCAGCGCUGUUGGAGGGGGAGACUCCAGUCCUGGCUCUAGUUCCUCAAAGGUCCCAAACCGGGGAACUUCCCCUGACAAGCAGCUGCAUUGCCCCAAGGAAGGCCCGGAUAAAAAAUAAGGGAGCCCUUUUGCCCAGAAAGCACAUUUUGUCCCGACAUAAGGAUUUACAAUCUUAUAAAGAAUGCCUGCUGCCCCUUUCCUCACAUGCACUGACAUACAACAGAGGACGAGGUGUUCAGUGCAUUCUACUGCUGUAUACUUUGAGUGUUUGUGCAUCAAACUAUUUAUUCAAUUGUAAUUUAUCUAUUAUUGUUAAAUUUUGUUCAUUAUUAUGACUGAUAUGUUUGCUCAUAUACGUAUGCCACUGUAACUGGUUUUUGAUGGUAGAGGACACUGAAUGCACUGUGUAGGGGAAGAGUUUACCCUGGCUGCCAAUGUGAAUUCAUAUUUUUCCAACCACUUUGAUGUAGGGCUUAUACUGCCUUGUAUACUGUGAAGUCAGGUGAUGUUAGAAACUGCAUUGUGUCAAGAACAAUUUCUUAAUGUAAAAGUAUACCAUGCACAAAUAUAAAUGACCCAAUGUGAAAUAAUAUGCACAUGUAUAUCUAUUGUGUUGUGUUGACUCGGCAUACGUUCUGGAUAGGCAAUGUCAGUCUCACCGGUCAUGAUGAUGUGAUAAUAGUAUACAGUAUGUGACAUGCUUCUUGUCAUCACAUCUGCAAGGCAAUGAUAGACUGCGAGCGUUCUCACUCUGGUCCUGUUUUGACACGCUCUUUAAAGCAAUUAAACAUGUAGGCAUUCAUGUACAUCUCCUGUUGCCUAUUGCUCACACCAUCUGGCUGUGAUCAAUUAUUA
This is a messenger RNA of Colossoma macropomum (tambaqui), 1820 nucleotides long. It is a transcript of the gene drgx, whose product is annotated as dorsal root ganglia homeobox. The record is from RefSeq and is a predicted model, not a curated record. Gene Ontology annotation, biological process: regulation of transcription by RNA polymerase II. Bases 232 to 1083 code for a protein of 283 amino acids. Gene Ontology annotation, molecular function: RNA polymerase II transcription regulatory region sequence-specific DNA binding; DNA-binding transcription factor activity, RNA polymerase II-specific. The transcript has 7 exons. Lineage: Eukaryota; Metazoa; Chordata; Actinopteri; Characiformes; Serrasalmidae.